CAUUUUAGUUCGUCUUUGAAAAUCGAACGAAACGAUCGUGGACGCACGCGCGUAUUUGCUUUAGAAUUAAAUUAUGCAACGAGUUAGAUGUUCAUUUUUAGUAAAAAUGUUACUUAAGUCUUGAAAUAUAAUGUUUUCUUUGCCGCUUAGUUGAGUAAAAAUACGUGUCUGCAAGUUUUGUAAUGAGAAUUUUAGUGCGUUAAAUACUAUUGCGGUUUAUUUAUAAUUAAUAAAGUUCAAUGAAAAUGAGCGCGUGCAAUAUUUUGAUCGGCGCAGUAAGAAGGUUUAAUUAUAGUUUUAUGUGCAACAAGAUAAACAAGUGUGAUGUAACCCUGAGUAGGAAAUAUUCGACGCGGGAACUCCUGAAAGAAGCGUAUUGCCGCACUAAAUUAAAAUGUCGAUCUAAGAAACUCCCUCAAGAUGUGAACCCUCGUGGAGUGUUCGCUUGCAAUGAGCUGGAUUUGUCCGAGGUGAAGGUCUAUGGCUUUGAUUAUGACUACACCCUGGCACAUUAUAAGCCCACACUGGAACACCUGCUUUACAACUUGGGUAGAGAUGUCUUAUUGGAAAAAUAUAAGUACCCUCCAGAGAUCCUCAAGUUGGAAUACAAGCCCAACUUCGCAGUGCGAGGAUUGCAUUAUGACAUUGAGAAAGGUCUUCUCUUGAAGCUAGACUCGUUCCUACAAAUCCAGUUUGGAGCAGUAUACCGUGGCCUAACACCUGUUUCAACAGAGGAAGUACUCAAGCUGUACAAAAACAGAAUAAUACCCAUUGCUUAUGUCGAGGGUGACCACAGAGCACAUAAGGCAAACAGAGCGAAGAUGGUGCAUUUAGCUGAUCUAUUUUCUGUACCUGAAAUGGGUUUAUUAUGUAACGUGGCCGAGUACUUCAUUAGAAAUCAUAUUGAUUAUCACCCGGAGAUUUUGUUCCUAGAUGUUAAGAAUUCUGUACAAAGUAGCCAUCCGGUAAUGCAUAAGAUUGUGGCGCAAAACGUAGAAGAGUAUAUCAGGCCUAACCCAGAUCUGAGGAAGUAUUUCCAAAUGUUACAACACAGUGACAAGAAACUCUUCUUAGUUACCAACAGCCCAUAUCAUUUUGUUAACGCAGGGAUGGAGAUGCUGGUGGGGAACGACUGGCGGGACUUCUUCGACGUGGUGAUAGUCAACGCCAAUAAGCCCAAGUUCUUCACGGAGGUGUCUCGGCCCAUCCGAGUGUUCGACAAGCACGCUAAUACACAUAUCUGGGAGAAGGUCACUGAACUUCAGAAAGGAAUAAUUUACUACGAGGGAACAGUGAAGCAGCUGCAAGACUUAACAGGAUGGAGUGGCCAUCAGGUGUUGUACUUCGGCGACCACCCUUACAGCGAUCUGGCUGACGUCACCCUUGAGCACGGCUGGCGGACCGGCGCCAUCAUCAAUGAACUUACGCACGAGAUCAACACGCUGAAUACGCAGUCGUUUAAGGAGAACGCGAACUGGCUGCAGAUGCUCACCCAGCUUAUAGAGGACCACCAGGACCAUAAGGAGCCUGAGGCUCUGGAGGUCCUCGCAGAGUGGAUGUCGGAGAGAGACUACCUCAGGAACGAGAUAAAAUCGGUGUUUAACCCGCAAUUUGGAAGCGUCUUCCGGACAUAUCACAACCCCACGUACUUCUCUCGACGAUUAUUCAGAUUUGCAGACAUCUACACCUCAAACAUUUCCAAUUUACUCAACUACUCACUCACACAUACUUACUAUCCACGCCGUGGUGUCAUGCCACACGAAUACGGAUCCUACUUUGUUUAAGGACGAAAAUAUGCUAAGUGUAAACUAAGUAAAAAUAUUGUACCUAAGCGUAAAACGUAGAACUUAAUUCGCAGUAUUGCUAGAUAUUCUAAAAUAAUUCAUACGUUGUACCUGGCGAUCUAUGAAUGGACAGAUGUUUAUCUAAUUAGAGCAAGUUUAAUUUUAGAGCAUAUUGUACUUUGUUCAAAGGUAAGUUUGCAUUGUUAGUUUUGAAUUGAGUGAGGAAAUCGUGUUGCAGAUUAAAUUUGCAUGAUGAUGAUAUGAAAAGAAAUCUGUAUGUAUAUUUCAGUUAUUGCCUGUUGACGUUGAUACUUUUUAUUUACUUAUUUAUUGUACCUAAUUGAUUAUUGUAAAAUUCGUUAAAGGUAUUCUGCCAACGGUGAUCUAGUCAGAAGUAUUUACUGUUUCCAUAAGUUGUUUGUAUGAUAAUUUUACUUUAUAUUUAUACGUAUUUAUAAUAGCUUUUAACAUAUCUAACUCGUCAAUUGAUAUUAAUCUGCAGUGAAACUCAACCAAUUAAAAAUAAGUAAAACGAUAAAUGUAAACAUGUUCAAUUGAAAUCACAUUAUAGUAACUUUGUGAAAUGAAAUGAAUGUAGGGGAUGUUCUCGUAUACCUACCUGCGUGAUAUAAAACAUUAAAUCAAUCAAAACUUUUUAAAAUUAAUGUUCAUAAGUCAUUGACGUUGAUGGUCUAUUUUUAUUUUUUCUAAACUUUGCUUUAUAUAAGAAUCUGUUUAUAUUUUAUUUUCUUUUUAUAUUCUACGUUUGAUAAAUUUGCAAUGUAAAAAAUAUUUUAAAGUAGUUUAAAAGUUUUUAAUUUUUAACUUUGUGUGUCAUUUUUACAACAUUACAUUUAGUUCACUCGUUCAUUUAAUGUAGUUGUAUGUGGCACUACGUUCUUCAAUCAAAGACUCAUUUUAUAAUAAUGAUGUGUGUGACGUAAGAUAACAUAUGUAGUUGCUAGUGCUAUACACUCGACAAUAAUUCAUCGUGUCAUCUCCAGACCUAAAUAGAGUUUAUAAAGUUGGCCGAUAGCAAAAUAUACCAUCUGUCGAAUUCCUCUAUUUAUACGUAUUUUUUACAUUUUUAGAUUGAUACAACUUUAUACUCUUUAAGCAUAUUGUCCCAAUGCAUUUUUUUUUAUUUUACCGAAGCAUUUGACAGAUUGUAUAUGUUCAUCCAAGGUCGAUUUUAUAUAAUAUUACCUUUAUAUUGAUGUUCUACUGAAGCAUGUACAAACUAUGUUAAUUAUGCCCAUGUUUUUAUAACAGAAAAUAAAAAUAAUUGUUGCUA
This is a messenger RNA of Pectinophora gossypiella (pink bollworm), 3078 nucleotides long. RefSeq names its product 5'-nucleotidase domain-containing protein 3 (gene Nt5c). Bases 240 to 1784 code for a protein of 514 amino acids. The transcript is spliced from 9 exons. Gene Ontology annotation, molecular function: 5'-nucleotidase activity. Lineage: Eukaryota; Metazoa; Arthropoda; Insecta; Lepidoptera; Gelechiidae. The record is from RefSeq and is a predicted model, not a curated record.